CGUAGGUUGGCUGGUGAGGACUGGGGAGGGGAUAAGGGAAAGUGAGCCAAUUACAAGUUUUAAGACACAACAACAUUUGGCAACACGAAGAGAGUCUGCAGUCACACUUCAAUGAGACUGUGACAGCUGCGCCUAUCCCUUCCGAAAAACUUUUUGACUUUGGAGUGCAUCUGCGAGACCAUCUAAGCCACGACUAGAUAUCGGCACAAGGAAAAUGGCAGAAAACGGCGUCUUGCACCCGGAGAGGGUACUUACCCUAGACACCAUGAAUCCCAAUGUGAAACGGGUUGAAUAUGCAGUCCGCGGCCCUAUUGUCCAGCGGGCUGUGCAGAUCGAGAAGGAGCUGAAAGAGGGAGUUAAGAAGCCAUUUACAGAAGUCCUUAGAGCCAAUAUUGGGGAUUGCCAUGCCAUGGGUCAACGGCCAAUCACUUUCCUCAGACAGGUCUUAGCACUUUGCACAUAUCCUGAACUUCUUGAGGAUAACAAGUUUCCAGAGGACGCCAAAAGCAGAGCACGGCGCUUCCUGGCGGCCUGUGGAGGAGGAAGCAUAGGUUCAUACAGUAUGAGUCAGGGUAUUGAGCUGGUCAGACAAGAUGUGGCUCGCUACAUUGAGCGACGUGACGGCAUCCCGUCCAACCCGGACAACAUUUACCUUUCUUCUGGAGCCAGUGAUGCCAUCACGACCAUGUUAAAACUUCUUAUUUCUGGAGAGGGUGCUACCAGGACAGGCGUGAUGAUCUCCAAACCCCAGUACCCUCUUUACUCUGCAGCCCUGGCCGACCUCGGGGCAGUGCAGAUAAACUACUACCUGGAUGAGUCCAAGAACUGGAGCAUGGACGCCAGCGAGCUGCGGCGGUCCCUAGCAGAGGCCAAGAAACAUUGCACACCAAGGGCAAUCUGUGUCAUCAACCCUGGCAAUCCAACUGGUCAGGUGCAGAGCAGGCAGUGUAUUGAAGAUGUGAUUCGAUUCGCUGCUGAGGAGAACCUCUUUCUGAUGGCUGAUGAGGUGUACCAGGAUAAUAUUUAUGCAGAGGGUUGUGAAUUUAACUCUUUUAAGAAGGUACUGUUUGAAAUGGGACCCAAAUACUCGAAUAAAGUGGAGCUGGCUUCUUUCCACUCUACAUCCAAGUGCUACAUGGGAGAGUGUGGAUUCCGAGGUGGCUAUAUGGAGCUCAUAAACCUAGACCCCGAUGUGAAGGUCCAGCUCACUAAGUUGGUUUCAGUCAGACUUUGCCCUCCUGUGACAGGGCAGGCCCUCUUAGACCUGGUGGUGAACCCCCCUCAGCCUGACGAGCCUUCCUACCCUACCUAUAAGAAGGAACGAGCCGCUGUGCUAGCUGCCCUGGCUGACAAGGCCAAGAUGACAGAGGAGAUAUUUAACAAGGUCCCAGGGAUGUCCUGUAAUACAGUGCAAGGAGCCAUGUAUGCCUUCCCCAGGAUUGAGCUGCCCCAGAAGGCCAUCGAGGCAGCAAAGGAGAAGGGUCAGGCUCCUGACAUGUUCUACUGUAUGACGCUGCUGGAGGAAAAGGGGAUCUGUUUGGUUCCUGGAAGUGGUUUUGGCCAGAGGGAGGGAACAUUUCACUUCAGGAUGACCAUACUUCCUCCUACUGAGACACUGAAGGUCGUCCUGGAAAAGGUGGAGGAAUUCCACCGGAAAUUUACAGAGCAGUAUUCUUAAUCUACGCCUCGCUCAUGUGACCUUCAGCCUGUCAAGUGGAUAAACAGGGGGAGAGAAGUGUAUCAUCUGGUGCCUUAAGUUGCCAUAACAGCAGAGUUCACACUCUUGAAAUCCUCUCUGUUCCUGUGCUCCUGCUCUGGAACAGUUGGACUAUCUUCUCUUGGAUUUAUAAAGUGCCUCUGGAUUUUAAACCUUUAACAUCAGCACUUUUUAUUGAGCUACAUGUCUUCACACUACUUCUGUUUAGUUUCAUAUCUUAACUCUGUGGUACUGUUUGUUUACUUGUCAGUGUUGUGAAAUGUCUUCUUUUGAUGUGAAAUAUGAUGUUCGGGAACGGUGCCUGAUGCUGUGCACAAAAGUGAAGACCAUCUUGGUCUGUGUCAUCUCCAGGUUUCCUCAGGGCCAUUGCAUCAGACGAAUAGACACAGGGAAUGACUUGAUGAAUAAGCAUUUGACAGCAUUGUGACUGUCAAAUCUAUAAACAAGGGCCACCUAAUAUUAGGUAUUGGGCUAUUAAAAUAUAGGUCACACAACCUAGUUUGAUUUUCACGUUAAGGGAAUUAGAGGCACAUUGUUGUGUGUGAUGAGAUUAUUGGGAUACAUGUGUAAUAUAUUUGUGACCUUUAUUGCAAGGUAGUACUAGGUGGCUGCGCCCUUUGCAAGGGAAGGGUACGUAUUGUGUGUUUGACAAAAUGUCAUUUGUAUUUCUUGUGUAAACACUAGGAAUAAAGGAUUAAUAGUUUGUGAA
Messenger RNA from Clupea harengus (Atlantic herring), 2426 nucleotides. Its product is annotated as alanine aminotransferase 2-like. Gene Ontology annotation, biological process: biosynthetic process. The record is from RefSeq and is a predicted model, not a curated record. Lineage: Eukaryota; Metazoa; Chordata; Actinopteri; Clupeiformes; Clupeidae. Gene Ontology annotation, molecular function: transaminase activity; pyridoxal phosphate binding.